ACGACAUUGUUUAUAAAUGGCCACAAAUGGCUAACGAGGUGUUCUCGCGUGCUGGUCUUUACGUUGACGAAUUGAACAAAAUUCGCAUCGCGGAUCCGGAUGCCACCAGAGAAACGCAGGAGCUCAAGGAUGACUGCCACAAAUUCAUCGAGAGGAUGACCGAAUUCCAGUCCGUUGUGGAUAAGUACAUUGCCAUAUCGGACAAACUGGCAGCGGAAGUUGAACACGAAAAGCUAAAGGCCAUUGGAUCCCGGAAUCUGCUGAAGUCUGUCGUGAAAGACCGUGAAACACAACAGCAGCAGCUUCAAGCGCUCGUGCUGGAGAAGAAGAUAGAGCUGGAAAGAUUGAGAAUACAGCUGAAUGCAUUGAAGAGAGAAGAGGCUGAACAGAACGAACUGAUCGAGCAGUUCUCGAUGCAGUCAUGAAACUACUGAUCAAGCCAGAGUGCAACGUAGAAAAUGUUAAUAA
Molecule: messenger RNA, 468 nt
Organism: Rhipicephalus sanguineus (brown dog tick)
Lineage: Eukaryota; Metazoa; Arthropoda; Arachnida; Ixodida; Ixodidae
Gene: IFT20
Product: intraflagellar transport protein 20 homolog A
Exons: 4
Coding region: 27-425 (132 amino acids)
Biological process (GO): protein localization to cilium; intraciliary transport; centrosome localization
Cellular component (GO): Golgi apparatus; intraciliary transport particle B; cilium
Source: RefSeq, a predicted model, not a curated record